Suillus plorans is the source of this 816-nucleotide messenger RNA. RefSeq lists its product as uncharacterized. Bases 95 to 610 code for a protein of 171 amino acids. NCBI's taxonomy places the organism in Eukaryota, Fungi, Basidiomycota, Agaricomycetes, Boletales, Suillaceae. The transcript is spliced from 5 exons. The record is from RefSeq and is a predicted model, not a curated record.
GUCUAUUUUAUAUGCCUGAAGCAUUCGUUUUACAGCUAGCCUGAUCUGCUGCUGACCUCUUGUUUAGUUGUUAUGGUAUAUUCGUGUUCAUGCAAUGGGGUUUUUCUGUAUAUUUUUGCUUGGCGGAAGGUAUGUCGUAUCCAUACAGUCUCGCACCUUUGCGCUUCCCAUCUUUACAUUUGCAGUCAUCCUCAUCUGGCGUCUUUACGCCCUACAUAGCCAAUCAAAGCUCAUACUUUAUGUUCUACUGGGGUUGCUCCUACCUAUCGUCGCGCUCUAUAUAGCGGUGGAUGCAUUUUUAUGGAGCCGGCCUUCGGCGAUCUCAGUGCAAGAAAUCAUAAUAACUCCAAAUAUCAAAUACUGCACGACUUUCUUCCACAUCGGGCCUAUGCAUGCGAUUUAUGCCUCCAUCCCCGUCAUAUGCUAUGAUAUUUUCUUGGUUGUUCUCGCCAUUGCCAUCCUUAGGAAGCACCUGAAAGAACGACAGGAAUUUAAAAUGAAGCCUAACACCUACGUAGUGAUGAUCGUCCGACAUCAUGUCAUAUACUUUGUCCUGAAUUUGGCAACUCAACUAUUCAUGGCGGCAUUGUGGGCCCACCCUUCGGUAUGAUUCCCUGUGAUUCUACAGAGAUAUUGAUAUUCUCUAACGCAGGCAUGCACAGACGGUGGUGCUGUAUCUGGUACUGUUGUUCAAGCUUACCGCGCCGUUUAUUAUCGUGCCACGUCUCAUCAUCAGCAUUUGGGAUACGCAUGCCAAUGACAACUGCGUACAUCUUAGUACGAUGUUCGAGGAUUGUGUCUGUUUGACUUCGCCAC